Messenger RNA from Clupea harengus (Atlantic herring), 3182 nucleotides. Its product is annotated as very long-chain specific acyl-CoA dehydrogenase, mitochondrial-like. Gene Ontology annotation, molecular function: flavin adenine dinucleotide binding; very-long-chain fatty acyl-CoA dehydrogenase activity; fatty-acyl-CoA binding. NCBI's taxonomy places the organism in Eukaryota, Metazoa, Chordata, Actinopteri, Clupeiformes, Clupeidae. The transcript has 20 exons. The record is from RefSeq and is a predicted model, not a curated record. The coding region runs from base 216 to 2189 and encodes 657 amino acids.
ACGCCACCGGUAUGUAGGUUACACAAGUGUAGGCUAUAUAAGAACGGCAGAAGGCUGUGUCAAGGAAAGCAUACCCGUAGCUUACAGUAAACAGGCUCUUCUUUGAAUUGAUAGCAACCGUACCAUAUCGUGUAGUCUACCGGAAAGUGUAAAUUAGCUUUCUUGUAGAGAUUUAAAGAGUGUAGAUUCGCUUAUUUGUCUAUUGGCCACUGAAAAUGCUCUUAAGUAAGGGUUUGAAUCCUGCAUUGUGCGGAAGUGCCCUCCGCUUAUCUUCUGCAACCGCCCGGAUUCAAACUAAAGGUGUUGCAGCAGCCUUUCAAAAUGCACGUCUAUAUGCCAGCCAGGCCGCAGAGGCUGUGUUGGAUAAAACAGAAGUUGGAAGCACAACUGCUGUUAAACCACUUGCGAAUAAGAAGGCACUGGCAGUGGAGUCCAAGUCCUUCGCCGUUAACAUGUUCAAGGGCCAGAUCAGCACCGCCCAGGUGUUCCCCUACCCAUCAGCGAUGAAUGAAGAGCAGACUCAGUUCCUUAGGGAGCUGGUUCCUCCAGUUUCCAAAUUCUUUGACGAAGUGAACGACCCGGCUAAAAACGAUGCCCUGGAGAAGGUGGAGGACCACACCAUGGAGGGACUGAAGGAGAUGGGAGCUUUUGGUCUGCAGGUGCCGGCUGACCUGGGGGGCCUCGGCCUCUCCAACACACAGUAUGCCAGGUUGGUGGAGAUUGUCGGUAUGCAUGAUCUGGGAGUUGGCAUUACACUCGGAGCCCACCAGUCCAUCGGCUUUAAGGGCAUCCUGCUCUUUGGCAACCCAGAGCAGAAGGAGAAAUACCUGCCCAAGCUGGCAUCAGGAGAGAACAUCGCUGCGUUUUGUCUGACGGAGCCUUCCAGUGGCUCAGACGCGGCCUCCAUCAAGUGUACAGCUGUGCAGUCUGAAUGCGGCCAGUACUUCACCCUCAAUGGCGGGAAGAUCUGGAUCAGUAAUGGAGGCCUGGCGGAGAUUUUCACCGUGUUUGCCAAGACUCCAGUUAAGGAUGAGAAAACAGGAGAAAUGAAGGACAAGAUCACUGCUUUCGUUGUGGAGAGGAGCUUCGGGGGAGUGACCCAUGGUCCGCCAGAGAAGAAGAUGGGCAUCAAGGCGUCCAACACGGCGGAGGUGUACUUUGAGAAUGUGCGCGUGCCCGCUGACUGUGUCCUCGGGGAGGUCGGCGGAGGCUUUAAAGUGGCCAUGAACAUCCUCAACAACGGGCGCUUUGGCAUGGCUGCUGCCCUCUCGGGGACCAUGAAGGGCGUCAUCACCAAGGCCGUGGACCACGCUGUCAACAGGACCCAGUUUGGCAGCAAGAUCCACACGUAUGGAGCCAUCCAGGAGAAGGUGGCCCGCAUGGCCAUGCUGCACUACGUGACCCAGUCUAUGGCCUACAUGAUCAGUGGAAACAUGGACAGCGGUGCAGCGGAGUUUCAGAUCGAGGCGGCCAUCAGCAAGAUCUUUGCCUCUGAAGCAGCUUGGACAGUGACGGAUGAAUGUAUUCAGGUCAUGGGAGGAAUGGGCUUCAUGAAGGACUCGGGUGUGGAAAGGGUGAUGAGAGAUUUGAGAAUCUUCCGGAUCUUUGAGGGCACCAAUGAUAUCCUCAGACUUUUUGUGGCUUUGAAUGGCUUCCAGAAUGCAGGCACCCAUCUGAAGAGUCUGCAGAGAGCUCUGAAGAACCCCCUCGGCAAUGCUGGGAUGCUGGUCGGGGAAGUCAGUAAAAGGGCUAAGAGGAAAGCUGGCCUGGGAUCAGGUGUGACCCUUCAGGGCACUGUUCACGCGGAUCUGGCCCAGAGCGGGGACAUGGCUGUGAAGGCAGUCGAGCAGUUCGGAGUGACUGUUGAGGACCUGCUUCUCAAACACGGGAAGAAGAUCAUCAAUGAGCAGUUUGUGCUGAAGAGAGUGGCCGACUCCGCUAUUGAUCUGUACUCCAUGGUUGUGGUGCUUUCCAGAGCUUCCCGUGCACUGAGCCAACAGGCGCCCUCUGCCCAGCAUGAGAAGAUACUGUGUGAGACCUGGUGCAUUGAGGCCCAUGACAGGGUCAUGGAUAACUUGAAGUCCCUGGGUGCCCGCUCCAGUCUGCAGACCUUCAAGAACAUGCGCGACGUCUCCAUGGCUGUCGUGGAGAACGGCGGCAUCGUGGCCCCACACCCUCUGGGCUUCUAGGAGUCCGAGGCUCAAAGUCACCCCAUAGCUUCACAUGAACAAAGCUGCAGACAGACCCAAGUCACUUAAUCAAACACAACUGACUUUUCUAAACCCAACUUAGGGGCUGUAGGUACAGUCACACACACACACACACACACACACACACACACACACUCAAACAAAGACCGCCAAGGAUUAACUCGGGUCUAUUGUCAUUUACAGCUUUUGGGUCCAAAUAAUGCCUUAUACAUAAGCCUGCAAAGUGAAUGCUGGUCAUACUUUAACACACUCAUACUGUAGAUUGUACACACGCUAGAGUCUUCUUCUGGACAGUCUGAUCAUGACAAGUCAGAAAUCCCUUGGACAUCUGCCUCUAAAGUUACAUUCUACCUCUUAAGAGGUCAUACCUCUCUAGCCUUUAUUUGUCUUUCAUUCAUAUCUUUCAGACUUUUGGCAUGUCAUGAUGAACUUGUCGAAGUGAUCUGCCUUCAUAGUAGCGUCACAUGACUGAUCCGUUUAACCAGUCAUAUCGCAUGCCCACUUCUCUUGGGAGUUUGUAUAGUUCUUUAGUCAGUGCAUUUUCUUUAGUACCUAUGUACGUAUAUUAACCUUCAACAUGAACAGCUUGAAAACACACACACACACACACACACACAGUAGUGUGACAUUUUGCUUGACCAUGUUCCUUAAGGUCAUCAGGGCCAUUCUCUCCAACGAUCCUACCGUCUCUGGGCACCAAGUGCUCUUAUCCACUGUCCACUUGCUAAAGUGCUUUACAGUUAUUUACUAAUGCUGACCUUCGAUAGUGUAACACAACCACUCACAAUGAGACUAAUGAUUUUGCCUGCAGUUGAUAGAAGUCACAGCUCUUAUAACUGUACUUUGUAAAAAAUGUUAGUCAGUUAUGUGUCUAUAUGUAGUUACAUGGUUUUAUAAUGAGAUGUGUUUUGGGUUAACGGUCUGGUGUACCUUUUUAAAGCCUUAUGUAAUAAAAAUGUUAUUUAAGUGGAA